AGCUCAGAAAUCCAGGACUACGGUGCAGAUGAAGAGUGGGAGGCAUUCAGUAAUCCUGACGGUCAAAAAAAGAAGCCGGUCGUAGUUCCAGAGCAAGCUGGAAUCUUGCCCACGUCCAUAUCCAUGCCAACUCCUACAACGCUCUCUCCAGAAAUCGAUGCAAUACCCAUUGAGGCGAUGACCUCUUCAGGAGAAGAUGAGAAGGCUACGACGAUGACAAUGCAAAAAUCAUCUCCUAUAGUGAUAGAAGAAAAUCUGGCUGAAUCGUUGUCAGAUGUGUCAUUUGGUUCGGAAGAAGGGCAGGUACAAGAGCGGACGACAACAAUCGCAACCACCACAACAGCCGCAGCCAACUUCAACGAAGAUUUCAAGACAGCUGUAAAAGAACAGCAGGAAGAGAUACUUAGAUCAAGGAAGAAACAGCAGAAGGAGAAGAAGAAAGGAAAAGAGGCUAGUGAAGCCACGGAAGAAAAGGAAAAGAGCGAGGAAAGGAAAGGUCCAAAAAAGCAAUCCCAUAGUGUCGAUGAAGGCAAGGUUGAAGAUCAGGUUGAGAACGAACCAUCUGGUGCUGGAGGGCAAAUCGAUGACGGUUCUGAUGAAUUAUCCACAGCAAUACCAGACUACUCGGUAGAAACCAAAAGGCAAUGGAAAAAGAAGCAGGAGGAAGAUGAAAAUGAAAACGUGAUCAGUGACGAAGUGGAGGAACCGAUGGAAGUGACGACGACCGAACCUGAAGAUAGCAGUAGCGAUGAGGAGGAAACGGAAAGAGAGAUUGAAAAGAAAAAGCUGGAGAAAAAGCGUAGAAAGAAGGGGAAACGAACGGAAACUGAAGAUGAAAUAGAAGAAGGCAGCAGCACUCCAAAAGCACCCACACCACCUAUAAGAAUAGGAGGAUAUGAUGCCAAUAUUCGUACUGAUGAUAUCAAAGCAAGUUUGAAAGACGCUCCGAAUGCCAAGUACUACUACCCGCCCAAAGUUAUGGUACCGCUACCGUCAUGCUUCUACAAUCCAUCAGGAUACGUCUGCUGCAAUCUGCAACUGAACAAUCUUAUUGAGGAUACGUUCGAAACGGUAAAGAACGUGCAAGGCUACAGCGCAUGUAAUAUCGCACGAAUGGCCAACAUCAUUCAGCAAAAAAGCGAGGAGAUGUUUGGCCAUCCUUUCGAGAGUGUUGUCGCUUUGUCGGAUUUCGCCCAAAAUGUUCACUUUGCUGGCGAUUUGGUUUGUAAAGUGGAGAUCGACGGC
This is a messenger RNA of Ostertagia ostertagi, 1245 nucleotides long. The record is from the annotation of a GenBank genome assembly. Lineage: Eukaryota; Metazoa; Nematoda; Chromadorea; Rhabditida; Trichostrongylidae.